This is a messenger RNA of Metarhizium brunneum ARSEF 3297, 8787 nucleotides long. The record is from RefSeq and is a predicted model, not a curated record. Lineage: Eukaryota; Fungi; Ascomycota; Sordariomycetes; Hypocreales; Clavicipitaceae.
AUGCCGAUCGAACCAAUAGCCAUCGUAGGUGCCUCGUGCCGGUUGCCAGGCAGUUCCAAUAGCCUCGACUCACUAUGGGAGUUGCUGGCUGAUGGAGGCGAGGCUUGGUCAUCCGUGCCAGCAGACCGCUUCAACGAGGCGGCUUUCCAUCAUCCCAAUGCCAGUGACCCCAACGGCACAAACAACCACCAGGGCGGUCACUUCAUCGACGGCGAUAUUCGCGACUUUGACCAUGCGUUUUUCCACCUCUCGCCGCAACAUGCGGCCGCCAUGGACCCCCAGCAGCGCAUUCUGCUCGAGCUGGUCUAUGAGGCGUUUGAGAGUGCCGGUUGGGCUCGCGAGGCCUGUGCUGGCUCUCGAACGGCCGUCUUCGCCGCCAUCUUUGGUACUGAUUACGACAGGAAUCUCUGCAAGGAUGUUCUCGACCUGCCCGUAUAUCAUAGUGUCGGCACAGGCAUUGCCAUCCUCGCCAACCGCAUUUCGCAUGCCUUUGACCUCCGUGGCCCGUCCCUGACUCUCGAUACGGGCUGCUCGGGCGGGCUCGUUGCGCUACACGAGGCGUGCCAAAGUUUGCGAAAUGGCGAGUCUGACGCGGCUCUGGUCGCUGCUGCCAACUUGCAACUCAUGCCUGAUCAUUAUAUUGGCAUGAGCAGUCAGCACAUGGUUAGCAGCACGGGGAGAUGCUACCCUUUCGACCUUCGCGGCGACGGUUAUGGCCGCGGUGAAGGGUUCGUUGUCGUGGCCUUGAAGCGCUUAAGUGAUGCCCUCAGAGACCAAGAUCCGAUCCGAUCCGUCAUCCUCAACAGCGGCAUAAACCAGGACGGCUACACAGCCUCGGGAAUUACGCAUCCUAACCGUGUCGCUCAAGCUGACCUCAUCCGCGACACCUACGACCGUCUCCAUCUCCACCCUCAAGACACCGCAUAUGUGGAAGCCCACGGCACCGGUACUGUCGCUGGGGACAGUGAGGAGCUGGCAGCCAUUGCGGAAGUCUUUGCGGGCCGGAAUCGAUCUCUUCCCCUGCAUGUCGGCUCUAACAAGGGAAGCAUCGGGCAUACCGAAAGCACCAGCGGUCUCGCUAGCCUCCUGAAGGCCAUUUUGAUGCUUGACCGCCAGGUAAUCCCCCCUGUGGCUGGCUUCACUACCCCUAAACCUGGGUUGCCGCUUGAUCGAAUCACAAUUCCGACACAGCGGCUUCCGUGGCCGCUCACAGAGGGCAUGGUCCCGCGCAUCUCGAUCAAUAGCUUUGGCUAUGGAGGAACCAAUGCCCAUGCCAUUGUCGAAAGGGGGCCGCGAACAUAUGAUGCAUCUUGUAGCACUACGUCGACAAACUCUCCCCGUCUCUUCGUCCUGUCGGCAAAUAACCAGGGCUCACUGAAGUCCUUGCUCGAGAGUUAUGUCAAUUGGAUCCAGCAACACCCAAAAAUACCCCUGGCUGAUAUAUCCUAUACCCUCUGCCACCGCCGUUCCGCACUUCCUUGGCGCUUCAGUUGCGUAGCAGACAACGAAUCCUCGCUCCUAGACACCUUGGAGCGAGGCGUCAACUUGACAUCGACCAGACCGCCUCCGUCCAAGAGACAAGUAAUAUACGUCUUCACCGGCCAAGGUGCGCAGUGGGCCGGAAUGGGCCAUGAGUUGCUGCUCGAAACAACGCCCUCUUCGGUAUUCCGUGACUCUAUCCGCAUCUCGCGGGAUAUACUCUACGAGCUCGGCGCAACCUGGGACCUUGAGGCUGAACUUCUUGCUCAAGACGGCGGCGGCCGCAUCAACAAGGCUGAACUAGCACAACCGGCCACUACCGCGGUACAGAUUGGUAUCGUGAUGCUGCUCCGUUCCCAAGGCGUGCGGCCCUGGGCCGUAGUAGGCCACUCCAGUGGCGAAAUUGCAGCUGCGUAUGCCGCUGGCCGGCUCUCACAUCACAUGGCACUCCGCGUUGCAUUCCAUCGUGGCCUCAUGCCCGGCGUGUCCAAAGAUCGCGGCCUCCCCCCUGGUGCAAUGCUCUCCAUCGGACUAGGCCAGGGCGAUGCCGCUCCAUAUCUCCAUGACUUGACCCACGGCGAGGCAGCCAUCUCAUGCAUCAACAGCCCCAAUAGCGUUACUGUGUCUGGUGACGCUGCCGCCGUUGAUGAGGUAAUGGCACGAAUCAUAGCCCGCGGUGAUGGCACCUUCUGCCGCAAACUACGUGUCGACACAGCCUACCAUAGCCAUCAUAUGCGCGCUAUAGCUGAUGAAUACCGAACAAGACUAGGUGAUCUGGAUCUUGGCAUUGAUGAGCCUAUCUCGCCACCAGGUGGCCUACGUGGCAACGAAGAAGUGAAAUACUUCUCCUCAAUUAGCGGACUGUCUUGGGUGUCGGAUUUUGCCGCAUCCUACUGGGUUGACAACCUCAUAUCCCCCGUGCGUUUCUCUGAUGCCAUACAGACUCUCGCACGAGAGCAUCACAAACACAAUGGAGGCCUCGCUCUUUUUGUCGAGAUUGGUCCGCACGCCGCUCUGGCCGGCCCUAUCCGCCAAUGCCUUGCAGCCUCCAAUGUGCCCAAGCUUGAGUAUAAUUACUUGUCAGCACUGAAGCGAGGGACUGGGGCCGUUGAAACUAUGCUGCAGGUUGUUGGCCACCUCUUUGAGCGUGGUGUCAGAGUCAACUUUGAUGAGAUCACUGCAUUAACGCCUGGAUUCCACACCGCUGCCGUCCGGCCGGACCUACCAUCGUACUGCUGGGAUUACUCGAGCAAACACUGGCACGAGUCGCGACUAAGCCGUGAGUACCGCAUGCGCCGCGAGCCGUAUCAUCAUCUGUUGGGAGUGCGUAUGACCGAGUUGGCGUCCAUGGAGCCGCGAUGGCGACACAUGGUAGGCUUGGCUACCCUACCGUGGCUGGCUCAUCAUAUCAUCGACGGCUUAAUCAUCUUCCCAGGAGCGUGCUACGUUUGCAUGGUUGUUGAGGCUGUGAGGCAACUUGCAAAAGAGCAAUAUUCUGAACAGGCGCUCGAGGCUGUCUCUCUACGCGACGUCUCGUUCCUCCGAGCCCUGGUAGUUCCGGACGCUCCGUCACGCGUGGAAAUGCAACUAAGUCUCAAGCAUCGAGCAGACGCAUCUCCUCUUAGCUUUACUUUCUCCGUCACGGCUCUGUCCGACGGCAAAUGGCAUGUGUUUUGUACGGGAGUUGUGGAAGGUGUCAUGGCUCUUGACAAGCCAGAGACAGAAUCUGUGAUGCUUGACCCCCACCCCAAGCAGGACUGGUUAAACGGAAUUGUGGUGAUCCCUGAGGAGCUUUACAAUGAGAUGGCCGCGGAUGGUAACACGUAUGGGCCAUCAUUCAGGGGCCUACGCUCCCUAACAACGUCGACGGAUGGCUUAAGGGCGACCGCAGUAAUCGAGGUCCCUGACAUUGCCGCCAGUAUGCCAGCACAAUACCAGGCGUCCCAUAUUCUACACCCAACAACUCUAGACAGCAUGUUUCAUGUGGGUAUCCCAAUGAUGAAACGGUGGCAUGGUUCCGGAUCUGUUAUGCCUGUCCACAUCGGGGAGCUCUUGAUUUCAACCCAGACACCUGCACUAAACAGCCAGGGCUCCAAACUCGAGGUCUCAGCAAAGCUCACAUCCAGCCACUUCCGGGCAAGCAAUAUAGAUAUGACCGUAGUCUCAGGUGGCUUUCCGGUUAUUUAUGCUUCAGCAAUCGAGUCCCGGAGCUUGGCAUACCAUGCGGAUAGGGCCCAUGGCACACAAGACGAGCACGGCAUUUGUUACGAGCUGGCAUGGAGAUGUGAUUUGAACUUCCUACGCACCAGCGAUCUCACUAGAAAUUCAACUUUGGCUGAUCUAGUGUCUUUUAUAUGCUUCAAGACUGCAAAUCUGUCCAUUGCCGAGCUUGGGGAGAGCCCGGGGGUUCUGGCGCCGGCGUUCCUGGCCGCUGUUGGCGUACACAGAGGUACGGUGACCUCAUACGAUGUUGUAGAGAGGGGAAACAAGCCCAUUGAUGAGGGUUGCAAACGUUUGAUAGGGUACCCAAUUCGACGGAGAGCAUUGGAUCCAGACAACAGUCUUGAAUCUCAGGGCUUCGCACACAAUACGUAUGACGUGGUUCUGGUGUCCGAUCUUGGGUCUCUCUGUUACGUAUCGACUCUUGUAAAGAACGAUGGCGUAGUAGUUAUCGUGCUGAAACCGGGCUCGGAUGACAAUUGGCAGUCUACCCUUCGAAAAACUUGGCCUAGCCAUGAUGUCCAGCUAACUGUCGUGAAUUCUGUCAAUGGUAAUCGAAUUAUCCUUGCGCGAAAUGACAAGACAAAACAUUCGCAUUCGUCCUCGCGUGUCCAUAUUAUUACACACUCAGCCCUGAAGACGACACCAUCAUGGGCCACCGCACUGAUAGGCAAGCUGCAUGAGACGGGAUAUGAAAUUAGUUCUGGAAGUUGGAGCCAGGAUGUCAUACAGAGGAGUAGCGAUGCGAGAAACACAUGCAUCAUGGUAAUCGACGACCUGGCUCAGCCAAUUCUCUCCGACCGAGCCUGCUUCAACUCAGCCAUUACACUGCUCCGACAGGAUCACCGAAUUAUCUGGCUUAGCUUGGUCAGCCCAUCCUCAAUGCACCAGAUCACUGGCGUCGCGCGAACUGCGCAUGCUGAGAAUGAUAAUCUCCGUCUCACUGUAGUCCAUGCCGCCCUCGAAGCAAUUGGAAGUCCUGUAUUGGUCGAUUUACUCUGCCAUUGUCUGACUUAUGCUCCUACUCGAGACUCUCUUGCGCAUUGUGAACGGGAAUAUCGUGUCAGUCGGGAUGCUGCAGUGCUUGUCCCACGCCUACGACGCAGCGACUGCUUAAACCGCGCCAUCCGAGCUUCAGAGAAAGCCUCCGGGCCUAGCAGCAACAUUGAAACGGAACCAUAUCACUAUAUAAACUCUACGAGGCGCUUAGCUCUGGGCCCAGUCCAAAGCUCAAAAGGCGACGGCGACAUUGUUUUCAUCGACAGUCACACGGUGGAGUUGGCGGAAGGUCAAGUCGAGGUCGAGACGGAGGCGUUUGUGUUGUCCAAGUCUCAGAAUCUGACGAGUUAUCAACUAGGGGAGUACUCAGGUAUAGUGAGACGUGUAGGCAAAGGCGUACGAGAUUUCAGUCCAGGAGAUGCCGUGGUCGCGCUCACGCUCGAUGGAGUUGUCGGAGCCAACCAUGCCCGUGUUCCCUCCUCGCAUGUGAGUCGACGACCGGACAGUUUGUCACCCGCUGUUGCUGCCGCUCUCUUUCUUCCUACCAUAGCUGCCAGUUAUGCCAUUCAUCAUCUUGCCCAGAUUUCGAAAGGAAAAUCUAAAGUGCUCAUCCACGGCGUCCUGACCGAUAUUGGACGGGCGAGUGUAGCAGUUGCUCGAGUCCUUGGCGCAACCAUCACUGCAACAGCCAUCAGCCAACAAGAGGCCCUAGAAAUUACUCGACAGCUUAACAUUCAACUCGAAAACAUCAUCGUCAGCCGUCCUUCACUGCUGCGACCACGGUUGGACGAGCUUUUGCAGCUCGACGCCAUAAUUCGCAUCAGCGAGGAUUCUGUCCCUGCUGCCGCAUGGAGCUGCCUAAAACCCUUUGGACAGGUCGUUGUUUUCAACUCGUCUUCCUCCAUCGCGUUCCCUUCACCACCCCCUGAGAAUGCCACCAUACAUUAUUGCCACAUCACCAAUCUUGUUCAAGCGCAGCCUGACCGCUUGGCGGAUCUGGUAUCCCUAGCCACCCCAGCCCUACAACGAAUCCCGUUUAAAGGCAUAGACCUGUAUAUCCAAGAUGUCGCCCAGGUUCGUGAGGCCAUCCACCUGGUCAGACAGGGUGGAAAGGUCAUCCUGCAGGCGUCUCCAAGCUCUCUUGUGCGCACAGUCAUCUCCUCGAGCGUCAGCAUGGACUGGGAAGCAGCGGAUGCUUCUUAUGUUGUUGCAGGAGGUAUGGGAGAUCUCGGCAGGCGUCUUUUGUUGCUCAUGGCACGUCGUGGCGCUAUGCAUCUUGUCACACUUUCCCGACGAUCCAUUGAACCGGAAGACCACCGCUCGUUUCAGGAGCAGCUCAAGCUCGUCCAACCAGGCUGUCGUCUAUACUGUUUAGUGUGUGACAUCACUUCUGAAUCCAGCGUGCAAAAUGCAGCAGACACCCUUAUCCGAACUGGUGUCCCCCCUGUGCGAGGUGUCAUUCAGUCUGCAGUCACUCUUCACGAUCGCACCCUGGAGACCAUGACCUUCGAUGACUUCUUCGCGGUAGCCCACGCUAAGGUGGACGGCACCUUGGUGCUCGAGCGGGUUUUUGCGUCUCCUCACCUGCACUUCUUUCUCAUGCUCUCAUCUGCAGUCAACAUAACUGGUGCCAGUGGACAGGCCAAUUACAAUGCCGGCAAUGCCGUCCAGGAUGCCAUUGCGCAUGAUCGCGGACCUGGUUUCCUGUCGAUGAAUAUUGGUUGGAUCGAGGACGCCAUCAAUACAUCCAAUAAUAAAACCAUACUCCAAGGGCUAUGGCGUACCGGCUUAAGGCCCAUACUUGGACAAGAGCUGUCUCGCUAUUUUGACCAUUUGCUUGGAGCCGCAUCCAGUCACUCGCGUAUGCGUCAAGCCAUUAUUGGCUUCAACGCGGCGUCACUUUCGCAUACAUCAGCUAGCAACAGCAAUGUCCAUUCGGCCAUGUUUUGCCAUAUACGUGGCUCUUUAGCCGCAGAGGAAUCUUCAUCGUCCACGAAUAGUGUACGAUCCUUUGACGAGGUCGUGGAAGGUGGUGACCUUGAUACCAUUAUCGACUUCAUUGGUAGUGCCAUUACUCGUCGGCUCAUGACACUCAUUUCAAUGGAUGAUGACCAGAUCAAGGAUAGGAAUGGCUCCAUUCUAGAUCUCGGUUUAGAUUCACUUGUUGCUAUCGAAUUGCGCAAUUGGAUCACUCGCGAGUUCAAAUCACCCUUACAAUCGUCUGAGAUCCUGACAGACCAGCCCAUACGUGAUCUUGCCGAAAAAGUCGCUUCUCGGUCGUCUUUGCUAGCAUCUGGAUUGGACAAGGAAGCCACUGCAGACAGCUUAGAAAACGGCGAUGCCGAAGAUCAUCAUUCAGCAGGGGCUGUAAGGCCUUCAACAUCAGCACACUCAACUGGUAAAUAUGUUUCAGAAAAGCUGCCGCCUUUGCCUCUACCUCCGCUCUCAGAUACCCUCCGCCUCUUUGAAGACUCUCGACGCGCUAUCGAUACAGCCAACCAUCGCCGCAAUACUAGCGAUGCUGUGCAUAAUUUUCUCAGGGGCCCUGGGCCUAGACUAUAUAAAAGCCUCCAAAAGACAGACUCGGAUGUCAUUGCGGAAACCUACGAUCGCCAAGUGUAUCUAGACCGUCGUGAACCGCUUCCAGAGCAGGGUCCGUUUAUCUUUAUCCAUUCAAUACAAGCCCCCGUACACUCGCAAGCAAGGCGUGCUGCCAUCCUGACUAUAGCCGCCUUCGACUUUAUCCGUCUCUUGGCUCGCGGCGACAUAGCUCCUGAUACGCUCCACGGUGAGCCGAUUACAACGGAAGGACGUAAUUGGCUUUUCUAUGCCACACGUCGACCUGGCCUCGGCGUAGACCAUAUGGAGCGCCAUGCCCCUAACCAUACCGUAGCCGUACUCCGUCGUGGGCAUGUUUUCCAAUUAAGACUUCCAGAUGUCGAGCAAACGCUGGACAUGUUGGCAGUCACGAGAGUCUAUGAUGAUAUUCUUACGGCAUCAUGCGACACCAUUCCGCCCGUUUGCACCCUCACUGCCGACGAACGAGACUCAUGGGCAUUGUUCCGCCUAGACCUUGAACGCCGCCCUCAAAAUGCCGCGGUUCUGGCAUGUAUUGAUACGGCCGCAUUUGUCAUGUGUCUUGAUGAUGAGUCACCUACUAAUUCUGGAGAAAGAUACACGCAAUUUAUGAUUAAUGGGGCGCACCGUCCCUUUGCAAAUCGUUGGCUGGAUAAAACUCUCCAGUUUGCUGUCACUGCCAACGGCAUAUCAGCUGAAAUAUAUGAACAUAGUAAGCUCGACGGUAUAGACACAAAUCGUCUGCAUGCUCAUAUCGCUCGUGCUAUUCUGGCUCACCCACCGAGUGAAACGGCAGACAUUUCGUCUGUUUCCCCACCCUAUGCAGUCCAACAACUCAUGUGGGAACCAAGCUCUGCCACGUUGCAACGUAUUGAACAUGUACGGGCCCAAUGCCAGGUAUAUGGACCUCUCGAUCACCAGGUAUUGGAUGUUGCCAGCCUCGGUUUUCGUUCCCUGCGUGGCUUUCGCUUGCAGCCAAACGCCACUGCACAUCUCACUGUUCUUCUUGCCCUGUAUCUUGUUGACGGAGAAAUUAGGCCGGCCUGGGAAAAGGUGUCUCUCGGGACUUUUGCUCGCGGCCGAGUAGAGUGGGUGCAGACCGUCUCUCCAGCUACGCGCGCCUUUGUAGAGGCGGCGGCAGCUAGCUAUACAGAUUCAAACAACAGGACUCGAGUCCGUGCUUUAUUACACCAGGCCACGUCGACACAUUCGCGUGCCGUGGUCGCAGCAGGUCGCGGCCUCGGUGCUGUGCGAGCUUUAUACGCCCUUCGAGGGGCUGCCCAAGAACAGGACAAAGAACUUCCAGAGCUUUUCAGGACACAUUCCUGGGAUGCCACGCGCCGCGGCGGUCCAGGUCAAGAUGUCAAGCUUGGCUUCAUGCGGCUGGCGCCUAAUGACGAUGCUAACGGCAAUAUCGGGGCCACACCUGGAGAUGAUGAUAUCAACGGCCACUGGGACGAGGCUGGCUUCCUACCUGCUAGACGAUCCCUCGAAGCGUCCUACAUAGUGUAG